CCUGCCCCCAGCAUCACGAGCCUCCAGUGGGCUGUCCUUGUGCCCUGGGUGGAGGCCAAGCCAGGCCCAUAAAUAGGGGUCUCCCCGGUAGCCUCCGCGCCUCCCGCCCGCCUCUCUGCUUGCGUUGCCUGCUCAGCUCUGGGAGAAUGGCCGCUCUGAACACGCUGUGGACAGGGCUGGCCCUGCUAGGGAUCCUGGGGGUCCUGCAGAUUCCAACCCAGGCCCAGGCCGCCCUGCAGCCCAACUUCCAAGAGGACAAGUUCCUGGGGCUCUGGUUCACCUCGGGCCUCGCCUCCAACUCGAGCUGGUUCCUGGAGAAGAAGAAGGCGCUGUCCAUGUGCAAGUCGGUGGUAGCCCCCGCGGCGGAUGGUGGCCUCAAUCUCACCUCUACCUUCCUCAGGAAAGACCAGUGUGAGACCCGGACUCUGCUGCUGCGUCCUGCAGGCCCCCCAGGCUGCUACAGCUAUACCAGUCCCCACUGGAGCAGCAACCAUGAGGUGUCCGUGGUGGAGACCGAUUACGAGGCCUACGCCCUGCUGUACACCGAGAGCUUCCGAGGCCCCGGCCAGGACUUCUGCAUGGCCACGCUCUACAGCCGCACCCAGGCCCCCAAAGCUGAGAUCAAGGAGAAAUUCGCCACCUUCGCCAAGGCCCAGGGCUUCACAGAGGAUGGCAUUGUUUUCCUGCCACAGACCGACAAGUGCAUGGAGGAGCACACAUAGGUGACCCCAGCCCUCAGGACCUGGCCAUGCUGCCCUGCUCGGCCUUUUCCUUCAACUCCCCCAAGACCCCAGCCCCGGCUCCUGCACCACCGGCCCUGCCCCCUCGGGCU
This is a messenger RNA of Kogia breviceps (pygmy sperm whale), 832 nucleotides long. It is a transcript of the gene PTGDS, whose product is annotated as prostaglandin D2 synthase. The record is from RefSeq and is a predicted model, not a curated record. Lineage: Eukaryota; Metazoa; Chordata; Mammalia; Artiodactyla; Physeteridae. Gene Ontology annotation, molecular function: small molecule binding.